AUGGCUGAGCAUGGCACCUGGACUGAAGGUAUCAGCAGACAGACCUGCAGUGCCUGCCUACAGAUUAGACCUCAGGCAUAUCACCAUGCAUACAGAGAACUGUUUACGCCAGAAUGCAAGUUUAAAGAGUCUGUGUUUGAAAACUACUAUGUGAUCUACUCAUCCAUGCUGUAUAGGCAGCAGGAGUCGGGGAGAGCAUGGUUCCUUGGCUUAAAUAAAGAUGGCCAGGCCAUGAAGGGGAACCGGGUGAAGAAAACUAAACCAGCUGCUCACUUCCUGCCCAAGCCAUUAGAAGUCACUAUGUACCGAGAGCCAUCAUUGCAUGACGUGGGGGAGACAGUGCCCAAACCUGCCGUGCCUCCCAGUAAAAGCACAGAGCCGGCCAUCAUGAACGGAGGCAAACCUGUAAGCAAGGAAACCAAGCCCACCACAUAGCCAGAUCCCAUCUCGGCCAUGCUCAACCUCGGAGAGCCGUGCUCCUUUUGUCAGACUCUCCAUGUUUGUGGAUCAGAUCCAGGCAUCCUCUGCUCUCUCCUCCCAGUUCCCUCCAUCCCCCUUCACUCCUCCGACUGUUCCGAUCUAAUUCGACGACGGAUUGGCUCCGGAAGAGUGGUCAGCUGUGCACGUAGGAGGAUGCAACUGGAUAAACCAGCUAAACUUUCACCAUGGAAUGCCCUAACUGAUAUGGAAUGCCUUUUGACAUACAAUAAAGCUGAUGUUUUUUCUGUAAUCGAGACAAUCCACAAGAAUGAAAUUGUGUACCGCAGGCGCUUGUGUGGCGGUUCUUUAGCCUGCUAACAGUCACCCGUUAUAACCCUUUUCUUGAACCCUAUCGCAUCAGAGACCAUACAUUUCAGAUCUAUUUUCUAUAUACACAGUAACACCAGCUACACUCUGGGGUAAUACUGUAAAGAUAUACAUAAACGGACUGAAAUCCACAACUUUUUAAAAAAUUUUUUUUUUUAUCAAGUAUGCUCUUGUGUCUCCUUCUUUCUAGGUGUCCCCCAGUCUCUGAAGCACGAAUUUCCAAUUCUUUCCCUUUUGUCGGUUACUUACGAAAUUUGUUAUUGGGGCAGUGUGCGAUGCGUUCUGGCGUGCAGUCAUUCAAACACGAUGGAUUUCCACAAAGUCCUUUCACGUUGAUAAUGGUCAAAAGACGUCAAUCUCUCAAGGGGAUGGAGCCUCCUAAACAGAAUCAAACUCAUUAUCCAAGGUUCAGCACUCGUGUCUUCUUCUUGUAAUGUCUAGAAAGGGACACAAGUAUACUUUGACAGCAAAUGCCAGCGAGUGCAUAAGUCAUGCCCGCAGCAGUCCAACACAAGGAGUUGGCAUGUGCUGGGGAAGGUGUAUAGAGUACAUAUCACAAUCUAGUACGGUGUAAAUUGGUUUAAACCCCAGUAACUAGGUGAAUUUCCACUUUUCUUUGCUCUUAAUUUAGAGCGUGGGCUCUAGGAAUAUCUAUAGGCCUUGUAGGCCUCUGGUCAAAGCCCGCUUUGACAUGCUGACUCCUCUGAACUAUGAGCUAGUUCUGGUGAGCACCUUAAAUGUGAUGAGAGCGGCAGCCAUAGAUAAAUAGUCUAUUUCAGGCCUGUGCGGUUAAAUGGCUCAAUGUAAGUAGGCACCAUUACUAUUGGCUGCACACCCAUUUUGUUCAGCAAAGGCAUGGCCAAGGUUAGUAUUAUGUUCUGUUCUUGCAGCGCUGACGCAGUGCAAGAAAUGGCUUCUAUAACAAUGUUUUCACUGUAUACAAAUAAAACAAAAAUCUUAAAAAAAAAAAAUUUAAAAAAAGUAAAUAGAUUUUUAACUACCAGAUAUCAGGAUUCUGAAAUGAGAGGGGUUUUCCUAGCUCAGCAUGCAGAGUCCAGUACUGCUCAUCCUGUGCCUGUGAUGACCUCUAACCCAGCAUGCAAAAACAUGUACCCAGUCUGUGCUGGGUUAAAGGUGCCUCAUGCCCCAGACACACACACACAAAUACAGAUUCAGUAGCAACUUAAUCCACAAACACACAAAAGUUGAUUGUUACCAAAGUCCGUAAACACGAGAAUCCAGCCGAACAAUUUUAGUGACUCUGAGGAUGGCGGUCCUCUUCGGUUUUUGUCCUCAUUGUGACUAGGGUUCAUCACGAAGAACAAUUGUCUCGACUUUUUAAUCGUUUCAAUUCAAACUUGAAGAGAUUCCAAAUGAUGUCCUUCACUUCGAUUGUUCAUUUAGUACAAGACCGGGGUACCUAUUACUAAUCACCUGCAUGUGUUUUCUUAAGGACCAAAGUAUGGGACGGCUAGAAAUGUUUAAAGCUAGUUUGAGGCAUAGGGCUACACUGAAUGGGCAUGAUUAUAGAAGGCUCUCUCAUACUCUGGAUUGAGACCAUUGCACUUUGCGUUUGAAAUCGUCAUCUACUCACAUCUACUUAGGAUUUGAACGAUUAGCCCAUUAUCAGCCGAGCUGAAAUAAAGCCUGUCUUGCUUUAACAGUUUUCAUAGUUUGAAUGAUGAAUACCAUUUAGAAUGUUAUGAAGUAGACCGAGGUUAUGCUGCUAAAUACAAAUAUAUUCUACACUUCAUUUGAAGAUCUAUAUUUUCAUUUAUUGGGAUUUUGAGCUAGUUUCAUAUUAGGAGAUGUUCAAGCACAUUAGAAAAUAUUUGUAUGUACAAAGUCGAAUUUAAUGCUAGAAUGAGAUGCAGUACUAUACAGGAAAAGUAGCUUCAUAUUUGAAACCAGUUCGAGGCUGGUGUCCCACUUCCACACGAAACAAAUCACUCACUCCAAUGAGCUCUACAUGCUGGGCUACAGCUGCCCUGCAGACCAGUGAACUGGUUUUACGAAGGUUGAAUUUAUUUUUGUAAGUGACUGGUGAGUAUGUGUGCAUUAGUUAGUAUGUUUGUUUGUUUGUUUUUUCCUCUUUCAAAUGUCUGUGUUUGUUUGGUUCCAUUCAGGUCGUGCGUGACGUCAUUAAAUCGUAAUGAGGAGCAAUUGCUGAACAACUGAUCAUUUCUGUGUUUUUUCCGUAUUUCUGAUUUUCAGUGGUGAAGGAAGGUCUCCAUUGUCUGUCGACUGGUUUUGAACAUUGAUUUGACAGUUACUUCAUCUGUUGCAUGAGAAGAGGG
Messenger RNA from Sinocyclocheilus rhinocerous, 3104 nucleotides. RefSeq names its product fibroblast growth factor 14-like. Lineage: Eukaryota; Metazoa; Chordata; Actinopteri; Cypriniformes; Cyprinidae. The transcript is spliced from 4 exons. The coding region runs from base 1 to 435 and encodes 144 amino acids. The record is from RefSeq and is a predicted model, not a curated record. Gene Ontology annotation, molecular function: growth factor activity.